Protopolystoma xenopodis is the source of this 696-nucleotide messenger RNA. The record is from the annotation of a GenBank genome assembly. Lineage: Eukaryota; Metazoa; Platyhelminthes; Monogenea; Polystomatidea; Polystomatidae.
AUGACUUCUGAUCUGACAUUGCCUUCACCAAACCCCGGGCCAAUGGAACAUGGUGUCUACGAACUUGCUGCAGGACUUGAAGCGUCAGCUGAAAUCAACCCCUCUUUAUCUUACUUUCAGCCAGUCGGCCCCAAAGAUAUCGUCAUAGUCUGCCCCAGUUUUCCUUAUUCCUUAUCUUCUACUAUUCUUCCUACUAUUAAAACUGUUGAUUAUUCAACACAAAUCAUCCAUCCAGACACCCCGGAUACUCUCAGGCAUAUAGUUGAUCCCAAUAACCUAUCCAAUUAUAUUUCCAAUAAUGGCAGUAUCAAUUCUAGUCUCUUAACUGCUUUUGGAAAUUCGACUACGUCUUCAUCCGUUCUGGUUCAUAAAAGAUCCCCAUCAACCCUCCUCUCCUCUCUGCCUCAAACUGUCCUCGACAACCAGCCCGCCUAUCUCGCAUUUAGCCAAGCUGCUAAAGUGCGCAAUUCUAUCUUUUCUUCACAUGAUCCUAUGGCUGUCGGUCUAGUGCAGGAUAUCUGUCCUGAACGUGCCUCGGUAUUUAUUCAAUGGCCAAUGCGAAGAGGGCAGCCUGUCUAUGUAACGGAAGUACCGAUGGCCAUUUGCUCAAGUGUCGCCAGUGAGGUAUGCUCCUUUCUGAUCACUUAUACUAUAAAAGACUUAGAUCCACUUAUCAUCUUUUAUCUGAUCUGGUAG